Messenger RNA from Cucurbitaria berberidis CBS 394.84, 4027 nucleotides. RefSeq lists its product as uncharacterized. Lineage: Eukaryota; Fungi; Ascomycota; Dothideomycetes; Pleosporales; Cucurbitariaceae. Bases 326 to 3982 code for a protein of 1218 amino acids. The record is from RefSeq and is a predicted model, not a curated record. The transcript has a single exon.
CUAACGACAGUCAGUUGUCGCCCAAAUACAGCAAAAUGUAUGUUUACGCGCUGCCCCCCAUGCCUUCGGACGGAUUCGUAAGCAUAUCGACGCGGAUUUUGCUCCGCCGCUCGUUACAUCACGGUCGUUACAGGAGUAGGAAGAAGAGGUAGUAAAAGAGGAGGGUAAUAGUCGACAGAAGCGCCCUCGAAGCCGUUCCGUGGCUCCGACCGAAUCGACGAACCGGACAGCCAAAUCGAAACGCUCCCACGCGUCGAACCCGAGCGCAUACGGCGCGUUCACGACUGUUUAUCAUCUUGCUGUAAGAAGAUCGAUAGGAACAGCAAUGGCGUCGUUAAAGUCGCGCGCCGCGCCAAGCGGGCAACUGAGCACUACAGCAAUUGCUGCUAUCGUCACAGGCAUUGGCGUUGUUAUGCUAUGCCUUCUCGUCGCUCUUAUAUUUCUCCUUGUUCGGGCUGUCAAGAAGCACAAACAGCUACUCGCGGAUUUAGAGGAACGAGGCGUAUCAAUUGCGCAGGCGCAGAAGGAAGCAGGACGAGAACCCAUUACAAGGCCACGUACUGUGCUGCGGCGCAACACUGUCCUGCCCUUCCACAAGUCCGGAUGGGGGGCAUUACCUUCGGUGGAGACAUUCCGAUCCGCAGAAUCAGCCUCUGCCCCUGCGUAUUAUGCGCCGCCUAAACCAACCGAGGAGGUGAAGAGAGCCAGUCGUCUCUCAUGGCCAUUCUCCGCGCGUCGUUUAUCCGGCCACUCCAGCCAAACUAUACAGAUGAAGAAGAUGAGAGCGUCGAGACUUUCAACAGUCAUGGAGGAUCCCAAGAACUCAUCACUAGUAUCUAUUCUGAACAACACUCAUGUAAACGGGAGCAGGUCCUCCAUCGCUUUAUCGGGAGAUUAUGGCAAUCGACCCUCGCCAUGCCAAUCAUUACUCCAAUAUCACCCGGCUUUCCGCAACCAGGGCCAUGCUACAGGUCCUAUAGUGCCAGAGAGUCGAUCGAUUACCGGGUCAUAUAACCACCACAUGGAUGCAAAUAAACGUUUACAGCGGGCUAAAUCAGUUGCUGAGGUACCAUCAUUACAACCCUCACGCCCACAACUACGGGCGAGAUCCGUUAGUUUAUGCAGUCAAACUUCUGGAAAUGCACCCGAUGUGAUCUUGCCUCCUCUUCCGCUCGACAUCGCUCGUAUCAAGAGCGACGCGAAAAGACGCAGCGAACUCGGACGCACUCCGUCUAAGCUUUCGCUAUCUAGUUUCGGUUCCGCCGACACUUCAAUCCUCACGUCUCGAAGUCCAAGUGUGCCGCAGUCCGCGAAGUUUGGGACUCGAAAGAUCACCAAGCCCAAUGCGAAGGGGUCUAACUUCGCACGAGUGAAGCCAUUCAGAGACACGCUUGAUCUUCGCGCCAGAGUUCUAGGCGCACGAGGCUCGACCCAGAGUUCCCCGACUCGAAAUAGCAUGAUUUCUGAGGAAUCCAGAGAAGUAAAGCCCGAAAACCAAGGUACUUUAUCAACAGAAUCGAGCACCAACUCGCUCGGUGCGAUUAAGGGAGCACAGUCCGUUACCUUAAGCAAGGUAUCUUCGCCAGCUGCCAGCCCUAUCACAGCGUCGAGUCUGAGCACGCCGAAGCGCAAAUUAAAGACCCAGAUAUCUUCGUCGGGGUCUCCUGAGCGACAUUAUCAGAGCGCUACGGCCUCGCGAAGUUUGAAUGGUGCUAUCAGGUCACCCAAACGCCAGCAUUCGCAGACUUCUUCACGAAGUAGCGGCGGCAACCCUUUUCAGUGGGAUCCAACUCCAAUCUCAUCCACUGGGAAGCCUUCCGCGUUGAAAGGAAGCCCCAGCGCGCGUCAAGGACAUCGACGAAAGAACAGUGUGCGCAUCUCCUUAGUACCCACCAUCCAUGGCCCGCCUAGUAGGACACCUAGUCUAUCAGCUUUAGUCGACAACAAGGAAGAUACUACCGAAGGUGCUUCGGCGAAGAAACCCAAGGCCGGUAUCGAUCCAGCACUAUCUAGCACGAGGUCUCUGCCAACCCCUCCUAGCUCGUCAACCUUUGCGCCUGAUCUGAAGUUCGCUGCAACAUCUCUUCGAGCUUCCUUGACGCCAACUUCGCCUGAGUUACUUCUAGUCGGCUACGAUCAGUCGUAUGUUGUAUUCCCAACUGACCAAGUACUACCUGCUCUGUCGGCACAAGAGCAAAAGCGCUUGAGCAAUGGUUCUCUCUUCAGCUUGUCGCAAUUCCCUACUGCGCCCUCUGUCAUCGAACCUGUAGAUAUUGACAUGUCGCACCCGCAUACAUUCUCUACAUACGACCCUUAUGACUUUGAUGGAAAUUGGAUGCCCGACACACCAUUGCUUCAGCAGUAUCCAUUUCAAGCACAAAAUUAUGGCCGGGAUCGGUCACCUUCGCCCAUCAACAUCGACAUCGAUGAGUACAAUCCGGAGCAACCUAGUUGCAUUUAUCAAACACCCGCUAAUACUACUUCACGAGCGUUCCAGACCGCAUUUGCCCCCAUCCCAGAAGAGUCCUCGGUGAGCUCGAACAGGACACUGGAUCUCGCGCACUCCCGAUAUGACGACUCUCCACCUAUCUCACCCAAGUCUAUGUCUCCGCCGAGGUUCGCCUUGGUUGAUCACUCAGUCUACAAUUUGCCCACACACGCCACAGUCAUCCCAGAGGAGCCCUUCGAUACUAUUGACCCAGCAGUACUGAGUAAAGACUCUUACAACAUGCUCAAUAGCAAUUACAACAACGUUGGUGGCAGCAUUUUCAAAACGCCAAAUAGUAACCGCUCAAGCAUUGCUAUGCCCACAACACCUGGUUCAGCGCGCUCGGUAUUCGACCCUCUUCUCGAGGCAGCUCUUCCAUCAACCCCACCCCCCGCUUGCGGCAUGGAUUCACCAACGCUUGCACAUAUGAGAACAGGUUCACAGUCGAGCUCAAUUUACUCUUCACCUUCGCCAACCUUGUCGCUCACAUCAUGGCCUGUAGACUUACCAAGUCCGAUUAUACCAUGCUCUCCUCGUCCGGGUCAUGCGCAGCUACCGACAUCAAGGUUGUCCAUCAACUUUGCAGAAAUGCCUAGGCUUAAUCCUUCGCCUCGCGGUCCUCGCGGAUCACCGCCACGGCCUCUGCGCUCGUCUAUCGCAGCACUGAGGCGGAUGAACUCUGAUUUAACGGAAGCAGAAAAAGACAAGUCUGGACGUGGUGAGAGGAGGCAUCUAAGACUAGGGAGAGGAGACAGCAUGCAGUUACCUGGGGAUGAGAGCUGGCUCGAUGAGCUUGAGGAUGACGACGAUGCGGUGGAACUAGACGACGUAGAAGGCAGGAGACUCGUAGGCAAUGUGCUUGAAGGCUGGGAGGAUGAGGGGUGCACUGUGCUUGAUCUCGACGAGGGAAACACUUCCACUCUUUCAAAUUCCACCAUCAAGCCUGAGCCAAAAGAAGCCAAGACAAAGCCUGUAGAGAGAAACAUGACGGCCACUGCAGAGCACAGAUCAAGCAGCAGUAUAUGGGAAGAUGGCGAGAAGUUCUGGGCAUCAGCCACACCACCACAACCACCCUCCGGCUCACGCAAUAGCAACAACCUCAUGAACCACUACCAACCGCUUGCAUCCUCGCCUGUUCUCCCAAAAACCACAUUGACGGCACCAACGACCCCGACCUUCAAGUCUUCAGGCAAGAAGCGCGACUUCCAAGUCGCAAAGGACGAUAAUCCACCCUCCCCCACGGAAAACUCCACCGCCAACAGCAGCCCCAGCACUGACCACCACAACAAGAAACCCAGGGAGAGUGUUGAUAGAAGUAGUAAUAAUAGUGGUGGCGGUGCCAGGAGCAGCAAUGCAUCAAGUCGCAGUCACAGAAAGCGCCGCAUUCUCGGCCUUGGAACACCGAAUGUCAGGAUCCAGGUCACGAGUCCGGGUGGGCAGGUUAGGGGCACGCCAGGGAGUUUGUACGACUCGCAGGGUUUUCUGAUCUUUUGAACAUGAUUGUAGUUUAUGUAUUCAUGGCCAGUGUUGAUCUGCGAG